Messenger RNA from Fragaria vesca subsp. vesca, 1894 nucleotides. RefSeq names its product TMV resistance protein N-like. Gene Ontology annotation, molecular function: protein binding; ADP binding. Bases 200 to 1894 code for a protein of 564 amino acids. The record is from RefSeq and is a predicted model, not a curated record. NCBI's taxonomy places the organism in Eukaryota, Viridiplantae, Streptophyta, Magnoliopsida, Rosales, Rosaceae. Gene Ontology annotation, biological process: defense response; signal transduction. The transcript is spliced from 3 exons.
AAUCGUCUUCCUUUUGUUCUUAUUCCUCAUCUUUGUCUAGCUCCUCCUCCUUUCUUCUUCUAAGUUGCCAGCAAUUUCCACCAAUACCACCUUCAUCAAUCUCCUUCAACCCAUAAAGCAGAACAUGCACAAGUUCCAUCAGCCAGUUCCACCUAAAAAAGACCCAAACUAGUACCUUCAUCAUCUAAUCUAACUUGAUAUGGAUGUGCCCUCCUCGUCUUCUUCCAACACCCACACAGUUCCUUCGUCAUCAUCUGCUUCACCCUCCAACUGGGAACAUGAUGUGUUCCUCAGCUUUAGGGGCGAGGACACCCGCAAUAAUUUUACAGAUCAUUUAUACUAUGCGUUCAAUCAGAAAGGAAUCAACGCAUUUAGAGAUACUGAAAAGCUUCCGAGGGGGAAAUCCAUUUCACCAGAACUUCUGAAAGCAAUUGAAGAGUCCAAGUUUGCGGUUACAGUGCUUUCCACCAACUAUGCAACUUCAAGUUGGUGCCUAGAUGAACUUGCGCAUAUUCUUGAAUGCAAGGAAGUGAGGGGACUGGAAGUUCUUCCCAUUUUUUACCACGUGGAACCAUCUGAAAUCAGGAAGCAAACUGGAAACUACGGCAAGGCGUUUGCUAAGCAUGAGACUGAUUUUGAGGACAAUAUGGAAAAGGUGGAUAAUUGGAGGCAAGCUUUGAAGGAGGUAGCCAGUCUCUCCGGAUGGCAUGUGACACAGGACAGGAGAGAAUCAGAAGUAAUUCAAGAACUAGUUAAUCAGAUUCUAAACAUACUUAACAAUAUGUUAUCUGUUCCUGAGAGAGUUUUAAUUGGAAUAGAUGCCCGUAUAAAAGAAAUAGAGUCUCGUCUGAAUCUUGAGUCAAAUGAUGUUCUUACCAUAGGGAUUUGGGGGAUGGGUGGAAUUGGUAAGACAACUCUUGCCAAAGAAGUAUUCAAAAAGUUCCGUAACCAGUUUCAUCUCAGCGGCUUUGUUUCCCAAGUUAGAUUGCAAUCUGAAGUUGAGUUGCAGCGACGUCUUUGUGAAUCCUUUUUGGGGGAUGGCAAUAUAAAUAUUGAUCACGUUGAAAAAGGGAUCAAGUUAUUGAAGAAGGCACUGUUUAAGAAAAAAGUGCUAAUUAUUCUCGAUGAUGUUGAUAAUUUUAAACAAAUAGAAUGCCUAGCACCUGGAGGCCCGCUUGGAGAGAAUAUUUGGGGUGGAGGGAGUCGACUCAUUAUAACUACUAGAGACCGGAGCUCAUUGAGAAACUUUAGUGUACAAGAAAAUAAAAUAUAUGAGGUAGAAAAAUUGAGAGACGAGGAAGCUUUUCAGCUGUUAUGUCAGAAAGCCUUCAAGAAAGAUAAUCCCCCACAGGAGUUUGUAGCUUUGUCCAAGAGUUUUCUGCAAUAUGCUAGUGGCCUUCCUCUAGCUCAUGAAGUUCUAGGUUCAUACUUGUCUAGACUAAAGGUGGAUGAAUGGUCAGAGAUAUUGCAUAGACUAGACGAUGAUCAGGAUAAAGACAUUUUCAGUGUGCUUCAAAUAAGUUUUGAUGGGUUACAGGAUACAGACAAGAAAAUAUUUUUGGACAUUGCAUGUUUCUUCAAUGGCGAGGAUCAUGUCCGUGUAAAGAAUAUAUUGAAAGGUUGUGGUUUUUCUUCUGGAAUAGGUAUAAGCAACCUCAUUGACAAAUCUCUUAUUAAAAUUGAAAGAAAUAAACUGUGGAUGCAUGAUUUACUACGGUGCUUGGGUUGGCAUAUUGUUCGUGGAGAAUCUUCUUUUCCGGGUAAUCGUAGCAGGUUGUGGAUUGACGACAAUGCACACAAGUACGAAGGGAGAAGUUCUUGGCGUUUUGAGGAUGCUCGUAACGUGCUCAUGAACAAUACAGGAAAGUCUUGUAUAGGGGAAAGCUGCUGUUGA